AACUGGAGCGGCGCGGCUAUGAGGUUCUGCCGGGACGGUCGAGGAGCUGCACUUAUCCCCGGCCCCCCGAGACUUCCCGUCGCCACCAACCGCCACUAACUGCCACAAACCGCCGGCUCCGCGGAGGCGCCAUGGAGGAGGCGGAGAUGCAGCUCAAGGGGAAGAAAGUUACAGAUAAAUUCACAGAGAGUGUUUACGUCCUGGCCAACGAGCCAUCUGUGGCACUGUAUCGCCUACAGGAACAUGUGAGGCGCUCCCUGCCGGAGUUAGCCCAACAUAAGUCUGACAUGCAGAACUGGGAGGAACAGAGCCAGGGAGCCAUAUAUACAGUGGAGUAUGCCUGCAGUGCUGUGAAGAACUUGAUGGAUAGCAACAUUCAUUUCCGAAGCAUCGAGGGCUUACUGAAGCAGGCCAUCAGCAUCAAGGACCAGCUGAAUUCUUCUCAGGGUCGAAGCCCUUCUGACCUGAAGCCUCCUUCCUUGGCCUGAUUUUUGGAUAAGGCAAAUCUUUCUCUACCUUCCCAGGUAAUCCAUGUGUUCCAGGCAGCAGAGGCCCCCGGAAGACCAGUCAGGCUCAGAAGUCAGAAGCCAGAAGCGCCAAGGAAGAGAAAAGGUCCCUUAUCUUGACAGCAAUGGUUUCAACCCCCCUUGACUCAGAGGUUCCUGUGACCUUGAUGGGUGUGUGUCAAAUUGGUCCCUAACAUGAGCGGACUACAUUUCUGAAAA
Phascolarctos cinereus (koala) is the source of this 725-nucleotide messenger RNA. It is a transcript of the gene BORCS8, whose product is annotated as BLOC-1 related complex subunit 8. NCBI's taxonomy places the organism in Eukaryota, Metazoa, Chordata, Mammalia, Diprotodontia, Phascolarctidae. Gene Ontology annotation, cellular component: BORC complex. The record is from RefSeq and is a predicted model, not a curated record.